This is a messenger RNA of Seminavis robusta, 666 nucleotides long. The record is from the annotation of a GenBank genome assembly. NCBI's taxonomy places the organism in Eukaryota, Bacillariophyta, Bacillariophyceae, Naviculales, Naviculaceae.
AUGAAGAUGUUUACACACUUUUUCUCUGCACCAAGCUCAAAGGAGAAACCACACCAUCAUGGUGAUAAGACAGUUGCAAGUGAGGCAAGCGGAAGGACUCACAGCAGCCACAGCAGCAAGAAGUCCCACGGUAGUGGCGGGCACAAGGCAUCGUCAAAGUCACUGAAGCAGGUGAAGGAGCAUGAGCUUCCAGAGGAAAUCUGGCAUGCAAAGCCCGUCAAGGUUAAGAUAGUGGAGGACUGGAUCAAGAAUUCCAACAGGCACAGGAGUGACAAGCUCCUAGAAGCCUUUGCUUCUGGAAGAAGCAAGGUGCACCUUGAGGACGGGUUUUCAACUCAUGCCGAAACCUUCUGUGAUGGCAUGCAAAACAUCUACGAGGCAUUCCCUGAUUUUGCAUUUCACUAUGAUUCCAUUGAGCAGGAAAACAGCACUACAGUUGCCGUUGAGGGACUCGUUGCCUCUGGAACUCACACUGGGGCGCCCUACACCAUCGACGCCAAACACUUCCCUGCCAUUCCGGCAACAGGCAGGCACGUUAUCAACGAUGAGGAGAGGUUUGUAUUCGUCUUCACAGAUGACAACAAGAUCAAGAGCUUUGCGGUCAUUGGCUUUGGGAAUGUCACGGGUCCACCUGGAUUAUAUGAACAGAUUGGUGGCAACGUCUAA